Messenger RNA from Neoarius graeffei (lesser salmon catfish), 5629 nucleotides. RefSeq names its product NEDD4 E3 ubiquitin protein ligase a (gene nedd4a). The coding region runs from base 273 to 4022 and encodes 1249 amino acids. Lineage: Eukaryota; Metazoa; Chordata; Actinopteri; Siluriformes; Ariidae. Gene Ontology annotation, molecular function: protein binding; ubiquitin protein ligase activity; sodium channel inhibitor activity. The record is from RefSeq and is a predicted model, not a curated record. The transcript has 25 exons. Gene Ontology annotation, biological process: ubiquitin-dependent protein catabolic process; regulation of dendrite morphogenesis; receptor internalization.
AGUUUGUCACACGGUGAAGCGCUAUAGGCUGUGCAGUGCUUCUCCGUGCAGCACAUUUGACCUGUGCUGGCCAUUAGUAUUGGAAGAAGCUCAAGAGGAAUGCAUCUUGUCACUGGAGCUAUUUUGGCUAUGUACAACCAUUAAUGAUCGUAAUCGCAGCGUGAGAUACAGAACAGUUGCGUUGCCGCUUAUCGUCGUCUUCUAUUUCUUUCUUUUGUUUAUCUACAAUUUUUUUUUCGCCAUGCCUGUUUGGGAUUAGGAGGUCAGGCUGAAUGGCACGCCGUCUGCGCCUGCAUUUUGCCACAAAGAGAAGCAACACAGACCCUUUAUCUGAAAGCUGCAGCCAUGAGUUGGACGACGGGCUUGGGACACCUGCUCGGAGUCCUGCAGAACCUCUGACUUGCCCCAACUCAUUUCAUAUGAAGGUGACUCCAGGGCAGCUGGCUCUCGGUCUGCCACCUCUGUCACCAGACUAUGGCAGCCUGCAACGCCAUACUACUGUAUUUGUACCAAAGGUGAACAGCAGUGGUGGGAACAGGAAGAGCACGCUGCAGAUUUCCUUGCAGUCUUCCAGCAGGCAGAAUUUGGAUACAGAAGGUUGCAGUGUUGGGGGAGAGGAAACAGACCCCGGGGUUUGUGACAGCAGUGUUGGAGGCAUCUCCGAUGGAGGAUCGUGUAGCAGCAGCGCGGCUAGUGAUGUUGGCUACUGCAGCAGCAACAGCAUUUUCGACUCGGAUAUCGCUGAGCGCAAGAUGUCCUAUGAUAAAGGUGCAUGCCGUCGGAGGACCAAGGUUCCCUUGCGUCGCUGCUCCUCGUUGGUCAUUUUCCCACAUAGUCCCUGUACCACACCGCCAGCAUCACCGGUCAGUCCCGUGGCAACUCCUCUGCUUCCCCCGUCUACCCGAGGACCCUUUCAGACCUCGCACCAACUGCAGCUGUCUGCAACAGAUGCAUCACCGGACGAGCCCAAGGUCUCCGUCGCUUCAGCUGUGAAUGGUGUGAGACUUUCCAAGAGCAGCGCUCAGCCCACUGAGGUUCGGGAUGCCAGGCCCAUCUUGCAUUUUAGUGUUUCAACAGACUCCACAAUAAGAUCUGAACAACCAGAAAGGCACUCCAGUGUCCUUGUGCACUCUGCAAACCAGCCCCCGCUUCCACCUGGGAAAGGAAAUGCAGCCAGAACUGUGGUCAACAUCGACUGCUCUAAAUCCACGGAAAAGUCAGAGGAAGCCAAUGCUAAACUUGGGAGCCGUAAUCUGAAGCUGUGCCGUAGCACCUCAGCCUGCAUGCUUCCCACAGGGAAGUUAUUGACGGAGAAGAGACACCACACGUGUCCGACUAUCGGCAAAUCGAACGCGUUUCAGGAAAUCUGUUUCCACCGAGGCUUGCAGAGGAGCAUUUCCCUCGAGGUGCCCUUCUUAAACACUGGGAUAUCAUGUCAUAUGUCCAACACAAAACCACUCAGCUGCAUGAAUGGAGCGGCACAUGUGCAUAUACACGUGUCUCGGGGGAAUGGCGUGAAAGCGCCCAACUCGCCAAAGGACACCAGUGCCAGUGAUAAAAAGGAACAGACUCGUACCAACUCUGGGACGCGUGAUGACUUUCUGGGUCAGGUGGACGUUCCUCUGCGUCAGAUACCAACAGAAGCACUGGGCAGCGAGAGACCGUAUACAUUUAAAGACUUCCUGCUCCAUCCAAGAAGCCACAAGUCAAGGGUCAAAGGUCACCUGAGGCUAAAGAUGACCUACCUGCCCAAGAACGACGGUUCCGAAGAGGAGCAGAACGAGCAGGUCGAUGAAGCGGACCCCGGUUGGGAGUUCCUGGAGAGUCAGGAUGUGUGCGGGCCGUGCCAGCCUCCCCAGCUGCCCGUGCUGCCCCCUGGCUGGGAGGAGCGGCAGGACAACCUCGGCAGAACCUACUACGUCAACCAUGAGAACCGCAGCACACAGUGGCAAAGACCCACCAUCCAGGAUGUGCAGAGAGAGGCGGAACAGAGGCAGAGUACACAUGUACAACUCCCUUUCAUCACACGCAGACAGAUCUCUGACCACGAUGAGAACAGCGAGCGCAGAGAGUCGCCUGAGAGUUGGGAGAUCAUCACGGAGGAUGAAGGCACUCUGUACAGCAGUCAGAAUCCGCUGUCUCCCCCUCCUCCUCACUCACCGCUGGAUUACACGGCGUUCUCUGAGGAGUUCUGCAGGUUACAGAUGGGCAGCGAGAGACGCACCUCUGUCCCUGGUCAUGGCAGACGGAGAGGGAGCGCGCCGUUACUGUCUGGAGAGGAACAUCCCGUCCAUCCUGUGAUGUUGCCCACGACCCCGGGUUUGCCCCCUGGCUGGGAGGAGAAGCAGGACAGUAAGGGUCGAGUUUAUUACAUCAACCACAAGAGCAGAAUCACCACCUGGACCCGACCACUCGUCCAGUUGAUCCAGCCGGCUGAAGGAGCCGCUUCGUCUUCGGCGGGUGGAGUUCAUGGUCGCUCUCCAAGCCCCACGGCUUACGCCCCGCCCCAAGCCUCGCCCCAAGCCUCACCCCUGCAUUCACCCAGCCCACAACAGCACACGCGCACCUUCGAGUUCACAGGCUGCAUGCCUCCAGGCUGGGAGGUCCGGAGCGCUCCGAACGGACGGCCGUUCUUCAUCGACCACAACACCAAGAGCACUACAUGGGAAGAUCCCAGGUUGAGGAUUCCUGUUCACAUGAGGAAACAAGGCUCGCUCGACCCCAACGACCUUGGCCCACUGCCGCCUGGCUGGGAGGAGAGGGUUCAUAGUGACGGAAGAAUCUUCUACAUUGAUCACAACACGAAGACCACACAGUGGGAGGAUCCCAGACUGCAGAACUCCGCCAUCACCGGACCGGCCGUGCCUUACUCCAGAGACUACAAGCAGAAGUACGAGUAUUUCCGCAAGAAGCUCAAGAAACCUGGAGCAGAUAUCCCCAAUCGUUUUGAGAUGUCCGUGAGACGGAACGCUCUUCUGGAGGACUCAUACCGCCGUAUCCUGUCUGUCAAACGACCCGAGCUCCUCAAGGCCCGCCUCUGGGUGGAGUUUGCAGGGGAGAGGGGGCUGGACUACGGGGGCUUGGCCAGAGAGUGGUUCUUCCUCAUCUCUAAGGAGAUGUUUAACCCUUACUACGGCCUGUUUGAGUACUCCGCUCUGGACAACUUCACGCUGCAGAUCAACCCAAACUCAGGCCUCUGCAACGAGGAUCAUCUCUCCUACUUCAAAUUCAUCGGGCGUGUGGCGGGGAUGGCCGUCUACCACGGCAAGCUGCUGGACGCGUUUUUCAUUCGGCCGUUCUACAAGAUGAUGCUGCAGAAGCCGAUCACGUUACAGGACAUGGAAUCUGUGGACAGCGAGUACUUUAACUCUCUGAAAUGGAUCCUGGAGAACGACCCCACUGACCUGGACCUCCGCUUCACCAUUGAUGAGGAACUCUUUGGGCAGACGCACCAGCACGAGUUAAAGCCAGGUGGCGCUGAUGUCAUCGUCACCGACUCCAACAAGAAAGAGUACAUCCACCUGGUGAUGCAGUGGAGAUUCGUGAACCGGGUUCAGAUGCAAAUGGCCGCCUUCAAGGAGGGCUUCUUCGAGCUCAUCCCGCAGGAUCCGAUUAAGAUCUUCGACGAGAACGAGCUGGAGCUGCUGAUGUGCGGUUUGGGUGACGUGGACGUGAACGACUGGAGAGAAAACACCAAGUAUAAGAACAGCUACGGGCCAAACCAUCCCGUCAUCCAGUGGUUCUGGAAGGUUGUGCUGCUAAUGGAUGCUGAGAAGCGAAUCCGGCUGCUGCAGUUUGUCACAGGAACGUCUCGUGUACCGAUGAACGGUUUUGCUGAGCUCUAUGGGUCCAACGGGCCGCAGUUAUUCACCAUCGAGCAGUGGGGUACUCGAGACAAACUGCCCCGGGCGCACACCUGCUUUAAUCGUCUGGAUCUGCCUCCGUACGAGUCGUUCGAAGAGCUCCGCGAGAAACUCAACAUCGCCAUCGAGAACACGCAGGGCUUCGACGGAGUCGACUAGAGGAGUCACGGCGACGGGGUUACCAUGGAGAACAAGGCACACAGGGUGUAGCGGGUGUACGAGGCACGUCGGGUGCUCACGUCACGCUGGUGUUGGAGUGACACGCCCGUCAGAGACGACACUUAUUUAUUUAUUUUUUUUCUGCAGUCAGGUGUUCGAGGAAACCUGAUCUAGAGAAAAUCCCACAUGCUGUUCUGAUCACUAUCUGCAUCACAAGCUCACGGCUUUCUACAACGUUUAUACACACACACACACACACACACACACACGUACUUUUCUGUACUCCAAGUUCAAAUAACGACAUGUAUCUAUGUAUGUAGACUUAAUAAGCACCUCCAGGUUUCACCGUCAGCACGACAAUCACGCAAGCUUUUUGAAGUGGCCUGUCUGCAGUUUUUGGACGGUAUAUUCAGUGUUUAUUAUUAUUUUUUUCAUGAAUUAACAGCCUGUAUAACGCACUGUAUCAUUUGCAGUUAUUCAGUGGAUUAUAAACAUGCCUGCUAAUGUACGGUAUAAAUCACAAUAUCACAAAAUCUUGAGAUUACGACUCAUCAGAAGUGUUUUUGAAGGAGUGUUCGUACGUUUUUACCUCCAUCUCAGGGUUCGGUGGCGGUAUUCGUAAGAGAUGUUUGUCUUUGUCAGAUCUUAUUUUAUCUUCCUAGGUUUUUUUUUUUCCCCCCUCGAUUUAUUCCUCCGGCACUCUUUAAAACGCCGUUUACGUCAACCUGGUUUACCAACAGCUCGCUUCAGGAAAUGCAAGAUCUAAACUCUUUUCUCUUCUUCAUAUCAAAUUUUGUACUUUACUGCGUCUUUUAUAACGACGGAAUUAGUCUUAAUCCGGGUCUGGGUCUCGGCCAGCGAGCUCGUUCAUCCUCGUGUUUGGUUUCCAGAAGAAAUCCUGAGCUUAGCCGGUUUCUCGGAUAUGUUUACAUGCUCGGCGUAAGCACUUUCUCUUUCUCUUUCUCACGAUGGAAUUUUAUCAGACUGUUAAUCUCCAGUGCCCUCGUCCGUCUGUCCGAUCAGCUGUUUUGUUGCUCCGUGUUAAAGCAUAAAUCUUUCUUGAUUAGAGUUUUUUUUUUUUUUUCCUUGAUUUAGAAAUUUUAUCCCAAUGUUGGCCCUUUUUAUGCAGAGGAGCAAACGUUCAGCACAGGUUACUGCGUCGAGGACCAGAGGGCAAAAUGGAAAGUAAAUAAAAUAAUAAAUAUUUGAAAAAUUAGAGAGUCUUUAGUUUCUGAUAAAUAAAUAGCCGCAAUCAAAUUAUACGUACAAUAAAUUCCGAGUCGUAUUUUUGCCUAUCAGAUUUUAUAAAUAAAUAUUUUAUAUUAAAUAACGAUUGAAUGAAUAAUAAAUUUAGGAACGCAUACACAUCACUGGCGUGUUUUUUUUGUUUUUUCUUAAUUAUAUUUCUAGUUUAUUUAUGAUUUUUAUUUCAUUUUUGUUUUUUCCGCUCUGGUCCAAUGUUUUCAGCAAUAGAAGGGGAUUAAACGUGUAUUUUAAAAGAAAACAUGCCUUUAAUCUGGAAUAUAAAUCAUAAUGGUUUAAUCGGGUUACGUGCCACUGUUCUUGGCAACAUAUUCUGGGGAAACAAAUAAACAGAAAUGGAAAUA